Mucor mucedo is the source of this 1589-nucleotide messenger RNA. Its product is annotated as ribosomal protein L1-like protein. Bases 21 to 1532 code for a protein of 503 amino acids. The transcript has 6 exons. The record is from RefSeq and is a predicted model, not a curated record. NCBI's taxonomy places the organism in Eukaryota, Fungi, Mucoromycota, Mucoromycetes, Mucorales, Mucoraceae.
UCCAUUGUCAAUAAUAUAGAAUGUUUUCACGCACCAGUGCCCGUUGUUUUACACAAGUUCGCAGUUACGCCACUAAAAAGAAGCUCGUUCGUCACAACCCCGAUGCUGUUGAACUUUCACAGGCUGUUCAAAUUUUAAAAGCAUUUGAGGUAGGUAACCCCAGUCAUCAAAUCGAAGCCCAUGUGCAAUGUAAAAUCGAAAAGUCCACUCCCUUGAUUCGUGGAUCUAUUGUUUUGCCCAAAAAUAUCAAGCAAGAAGCUACUAUUUUAGUGUUUGCCACCGGUAAAAAGGCCGAUGAAGCCAGAGCUGCUGGUGCCCACUUUGUGGGUGGUGAGGAAUUGAUUGAGCAAGUUCAAAAUGGUGAAUUAAAGUUUGACAAGUGUAUUGCCACACCUCAAAUGUUUCCCAAGGUUACCAAAAUUGCUCGUAUUUUGGGUCCCAAGGGCUUAAUGCCUACCGUCAAGAAGGGCACUGUUACUGACGAUAUUACCAACACUGUCACUACAUCCAAGGGAGCAUUUGAUUUUAAGGGUGAUAAAUUUGGUGUUUUGCAUACAGGUAUCGGUAAAGUCAAUUUUGAAGAAAAGGAUAUCGAGGCCAAUCUCAAGGCAAUUCUCGAAGAAUUAAAGGUGUUUGGAAAGACCAACAACUUGAAAGCUUUUAUUCAAAACGUAGUUAUCUCAUCAACCCGUGGACCUGGUAUUGUUAUUGCUGGUGCGUUAAGAAGACUUUGCAGACCUUUAGCUGCACGCAGUUUUAGCACCAGUGCCGUCAAGGCCAGUUCUUCUCAUGGCUUAUUGAGAAUGAAAGAAUAUUACGAUCAUACCCUGUCUGAAGAUUUAAUGGUAUUAGGUUAUGAUCACACUCGUGUUGCACCCCCUACUUCAAGAUAUCCCGACCUUGAAGCACAAAUUAAAAACGCCUUAGAGACAGAACAACAACAACAACAACAAAAAACUGUACAAUCUUCCACAUAUAACCCUGACGCUGUUCGUACUCGUAAAGGUGGUAAACCUGUCAAACCCAUUCAACCCCUUAAGAGCGCUAAAGUGAUCCCCAGUCUCGAUAAAAUCACACUUCAUGCCAUGAUUAAGGAUUCUAUCAACAGCAAGAGUAAUUUAUUAUCUGCCUUUAUGGCAUUCCAAAGUAUCACAGGUAUCCGACCUGAUGUUGUAUAUGCAAGAAACUCUGUUGCUAAUUGGAAAUUACGUGAGGGUAUGCCCGUAGGUGUAAAGGUGACUCUUCGUGGCGAAGAAAUGUAUCAAUUCAUGGAUAAAUUAGUCGAAAUUGUUCUUCCUCGUCUUAAAGAAUGGCCUGGCCUUUCAAUGACAGCUGGUGAUGGUAACGGUAAUAUCGCACUUGGUUUCCCUCCUUCUGCUCUUGCUCUUUUCCCUGAAAUUGAAGGCUCAUUUGAUGUCUACCCCAAAAUGACUGGUUUCGAUGUCAUCUUCAACACCACUGCUUAUACAAACACAGAUGGUCGUUUAUUACUUUCCGCUUUCUCUGUACCAUUCACCACUUCUAAGAAAUAAUCUCCUGCACUUUUUUUUAAAAGAUCAAAUAAAAAAAAAAAUAUUAAAAAUUUAGAC